This is a messenger RNA of Sapajus apella (tufted capuchin), 4704 nucleotides long. RefSeq names its product proprotein convertase subtilisin/kexin type 7 (gene PCSK7). Gene Ontology annotation, cellular component: Golgi membrane; trans-Golgi network. The record is from RefSeq and is a predicted model, not a curated record. Gene Ontology annotation, molecular function: serine-type endopeptidase activity. The coding region runs from base 1384 to 3759 and encodes 791 amino acids. Gene Ontology annotation, biological process: protein processing. The transcript has 17 exons. NCBI's taxonomy places the organism in Eukaryota, Metazoa, Chordata, Mammalia, Primates, Cebidae.
GGGGGGCCAGAAGUUGGGGGAGCCAGCGUCUGAGGAUGUGGGAGCUGCUCAGAGGGUGCCUGAGGUCCUGGCGUGGGGGACCCUAGGGAGAUACGGCCCCAGGGUCCAGGAUUCCAGAAUAGUGUGGGUGCUAAUGAGGAGGGGGCACAUUGCACGGAGCGAUCGAAGUCGAUGGAGAGAGAAUCGGGAAACUGACCCGGUACCCACGCUGGCUUCUAGGAGCGGGGUGCGGAUCAGCGAGGGCAGUCACUUGGGAGCAGGAUCUUAGACUCCAGGCUGCUCAUUCUCUUCUUCCGUGUCAACUAAGAGCUGUAAAGAGAGGCCUAGCCAUUGGGAGAGGUUGGCAUCUGCCUUCAGAAGGCAUUUAAGGUUCCUUUCCCAGAAGCUUCGGGGAUAAAAAUGCUGCUCUGCCACUGGGAGAAAGGAGGAGGUCAUGCUUCUCUUUCUUCCGGAAAUCUGUGGUGGGAAUCUACGGAGUCUGAAGGAGCUAGCCUAGAGGGGUCACUGUCUGGCUAACAAGGGCCUUUUUUGUUUGUUUGCUUAGUAGACUAUGCAGACUGGGGAAGACAAAUAUCUUGGGAGAAUUGAGGCUCCCGGGGGCAGGGAGGGAUUGAGAGGAAAUAUGUCUGGAAACCUAAGAGAAAAAGAGAGGAAGAAGUGUGGAAUGAAGAUUUUUAGAGGGAAAUGAGAGGUGGCAUAAGUUCUCCUCUCGCUUUCCAGGAAGUCUUUCAGUAAAAUUCCCAUUUUCCUGGAAUGCGUUGAGGUAGAGCCGCUUGGGUUUGUGUCUGAGUACUAAGCCCUGCCCCAGGGCGGACUCAGUGGAGAGCAAAGGCUUUUAAAGGAGCCUAGCCACCAUAGGUACAAACACGUCCUGCCACCCCAUUUGUCUGUCCCUGAGUUUCUAACUUGGUUCUUCUUUUCUUUGAGGGCUCCUAAGACCAAUUCCCUGGCUCUGCCAAACCUAGGCAAUGGGAGUCCCAGUAUGGAGCCCAAGUCCUCACCUUGAAGCCAGCCUCCUGAGCUCGGUACAGGGGUAGCUGCUUAGUGAGGUUCUCUGGUCAUUCCUUCUCUCCUGUUUGCCCUUGGUGCCUGUUCUGUUUUGUUUGCACUUUCCGCCUUUCUUCUCGUUUCACCUCUACCUCCUGCCUCCUCUUACUUUCCCUGGUAUCUUUCUCAGAUACACAAAUCAGGAAGUUAGCUACCACCUGGACUUCUAGGAAGUUAUUACCUACUUUUUCAGGAGGCAUUUUGGUCUGUAGCCUUUGCUGAAUCAACACUGCUCACAGAGAAAGUGAUGCCUUUUCUCCAUUUGCACAACAUGAGUGUGACGUGGUUAGCCAGACCAGGAGCUCAGCCUCAUGUAGAGUCCAGACCACUGCUCUGAUGCCGAAGGGGAGGCAGAAAGUGCCACACUUGGAUGCCCCCCUGGGCCUGCCCACCUGCCUCUGGCUGGAAUUAGCCGGGCUCUUGUUACUGGUUCCCUGGGUCAUGGGCCUGGCAGGGACAGGUGGGCCUGAUGGCCAUGGUCCAGGGGGGCCAAGCUGGGCUGUGCACCUGGAAAGCCUGGAAGGUGAGGGGGAGGAAGAGACUCUGGAGCAGCAGGCGGAUACCUUGGCCCGGGCAGCAGGGCUGGUGAAUGCUGGACGCAUCGGAGAGCUUCAGGGGCACUACCUCUUUGUCCAGCCUGCUGGGCACAGGCCGGCCCUCGAGAUGGAGGCCAUCCGGCAGCAGGUGGAGGCUGUGUUGGCUGGGCAUGAAGCUGUGCGCUGGCACUCAGAGCAAAGGCUGCUAAGGCGGGCCAAGCGCAGCGUCCACUUCAAUGACCCCAAGUACCCGCAGCAGUGGCACCUGAAUAACCGACGGAUCCCAGGCAGGGACAUCAAUGUGACGGGUGUGUGGGAGCGCAAUGUGACUGGGCGAGGGGUGACGGUGGUGGUAGUGGAUGACGGAGUGGAACACACCAUCCAGGACAUUGCACCCAACUAUAGCCCUGAGGGUAGCUAUGACCUCAACUCUAAUGACCCUGACCCCAUGCCUCACCCGGAUGUGGAGAAUGGCAACCACCAUGGCACGCGAUGCGCAGGAGAGAUUGCGGCUGUGCCCAACAACAGCUUCUGUGCCGUGGGUGUGGCCUACGGGAGCCGCAUCGCAGGUAUCCGGGUACUGGAUGGACCUCUCACAGACAGCAUGGAGGCAGUGGCAUUCAACAAGCACUAUCAGAUCAAUGACAUCUACAGCUGCAGGUAUUUAUUUCUCAACAGCUGGGGACCAGAUGAUGAUGGGAAGACAGUGGAUGGCCCCCAUCAGCUUGGAAAGGCUGCCUUGCAACAUGGGGUGAUUGCUGGUCGCCAGGGCUUUGGGAGUAUCUUUGUGGUAGCCAGUGGCAAUGGGGGCCAACACAACGACAACUGCAACUACGAUGGCUACGCCAACUCUAUCUACACAGUCACCAUAGGAGCUGUGGAUGAGGAGGGACACAUGCCUUUCUAUGCAGAAGAAUGUGCCUCCAUGCUGGCAGUCACCUUCAGUGGUGGGGACAAGAUGCUUCGGAGCAUUGUGACAACUGACUGGGACCUUCAGAAGGGCACUGGCUGCACUGAGGGCCACACAGGGACCUCAGCUGCAGCGCCUCUGGCGGCUGGCAUGAUAGCCUUAAUGCUGCAGGUGCGGCCCUGCCUCACGUGGCGUGAUGUCCAGCACAUCAUUGUCUUCACAGCCACCCAGUACAAGGAUCACCGUGCAGAGUGGGUCACCAACGAGGCAGGCUUCAGCCAUAGCCACCAGCACGGUUUUGGACUGCUCAACGCUUGGAGGCUUGUGAAUGCAGCCAAGAUCUGGACAUCUGUCCCUUACUUAGCAUCCUACAUCAGUCCUGUGUUAAAAGAGAACAAGGCAAUUCCGCAGUCCCCCCGUUCCCUGGAGGUCCUGUGGAAUGUCAGCAGGACGGACCUGGAGAUGUCGGGACUGAAGACCCUGGAGCAUGUGGCAGUGACAGUCUCCAUCACUCACCCACGGCGAGGCAGCUUGGAACUGAAGCUGUUCUGCCCCAGCGGCAUGAUGUCCCUCAUCGGCACACCCCGCAGCAUGGACUCGGAUCCUAAUGGCUUCGAUGACUGGACCUUCUCCACUGUGCGAUGCUGGGGGGAGAGAGCCCGGGGGACCUACAGGCUUGUUGUCAGGGAUGUCGGGGAUGAGUCAUUCCAGGUCGGCAUCCUUCGGCAGUGGCAGCUGACCCUAUAUGGCUCUGUGUGGAGUCCAGUAGACAUCAGGGACAGACAAAGGCUGUUAGAAAGUGCCAUGAGCGGAAAAUACCUGCAUGAUGACUUUGUCCUGCCCUGCCCGCCUGGGCUGAAAAUUCCUGAGGAAGAUGGUUACACCAUCACCCCCAACACCCUCAAGACCCUGGUGCUGGUAGGCUGUUUCACCGUCUUCUGGACCGUUUACUACAUGCUGGAAGUAUAUUUGAGCCAGAGGAAUGUGGCUUCCAACCAAGCUUGUAGGAGUGUACCCUGCCACUGGCCCCAUCGAAGCCGGAAAGCCAAGGAGGAAGGGACAGAGCUAGAAUCAGUGCCACUUUGCAGCAGCAAGGAUCCAGACGAAGUAGAAACAGAGAGCAGGGGCCUUCCCACCACUUCUGACCUCCUUGCCCCAGACCUGUUGGAGCAAGGGGACUGGAGCCUGUCCCAGAACAAGAGCGCCUUGAACUGCCCCCAUCAGCACCUAGACCUACUGCACGGGAAGGAGGAGCAGAUCUGCUGACCUCAGGGCCUGACAGUAUGGGACAGGCUCUUCUUUCCCAAAAUUAGGGAGCUCCGGAGAGACCUGAUGCUUACAUCUGGAAUCUGAGGCCUAAACAGCAUCCUGUGACUCCACUCAGAGGGUGAGGGCCUUCUUAAGAUACAAAUGGCAGAGGAUUGGUGCCAGAGAAGUCUGGUGAGAGCCACAGGGUCUUCCUGCAGCCAAACGGGAGCUUUUGGGGAGAAGGUCUUGGACAGGGGAUUGGCGCCCCCUUUGGGUAGGCCUCCAUCUUCAUCUCUCUUGGGCAAGCCAGUUGUCUAGGUCCCCCAUGCAUGGGGGCCCCCCACCCACACGAGUUGAGAAGGUGCCUGCCGUAGCCAGGAGUGCAUCUCCAUGGAAACAUGACUGGGGUCACUUGGGAAGAAGACUUUGGGGUAAAGGCUGGGAAGAGCCCCUGGACAUGCCUGUCCUGAAAGUGGCCACCUCCAUUAUCCAUUCCCAAGAUGCCUGAUCAGAAGCCAACCUUGAAUGAACCUCUGGCUCUUCACCACCACCACCACCCCUCCCCACCCGCCGUGAUUGGUCCGAUGCUGCUGGCACAGCUGGGAUACACACAGCUCCCCCGGGCCUGAGCUGCUUCACUAGGGAAUCCCACGGCAGGACUGCAGAGCAGAUGGCAGACGUGCAUGUCGGAGGAGACAGCCUUGAGAGCCGCUGCCACUCCAGUCCUGCCACCACCCUGUCUUCCUCUGCAAGUGCUCAGGGAAAUGGCCUUCCCGCCAGAGGCCAGCUAUCUGCCUGACAGGCUGUGAUUCUUCUCUCAAUCUUGGCCUUCUCCCCUCUUCUGAGCUAGUUGGUUGAUUUGAAUUUUUUUUAAUGCUUAAGAUUUGUUUGUCUCUUUUCACAGCAACAUUUUCCUGAAUUUUUUUCUGCACAGCUUUUCCAAAAUAAAAACCUUCCAAACAA